This is a messenger RNA of Ectocarpus sp. CCAP 1310/34, 1612 nucleotides long. The record is from the annotation of a GenBank genome assembly. NCBI's taxonomy places the organism in Eukaryota, Phaeophyceae, Ectocarpales, Ectocarpaceae.
CGUCACAACUGACUACUAACGAGCAACCAAGGAGCAAGAGGCAGAGUGAGCGAUGUUUGGAUUAUUGGCGAGGACGAGGACAGCCGCGGUGCGGUCGCUUGCGACUGCUGCGGCAGGACCGGCAGCGGGAAGUGAUGCCACCCUUGCGGCAAGACGGGGAGGCGUUUUGAUGCGGCAGCCGGCGGCGGCGGCGGUGUUAACCUUUGGGAACAGUGCCGAGAGCAAGAGGAUGCACAGCUCGGCAUCAUCGGGGCUUGAGAUGCACGGCACGACCAUCUUGUGCGUCCGAAAGAACGGGAAAGUGGUCAUGAUGGGGGAUGGGCAGGUCAGCCAGGGAGACAUGGUGGUGAAGCCCAACGCCACCAAGGUCAGAAAGCUGGGGGACGGACGCGUGUUGGCGGGCUACGCCGGGUCGACGGCCGACGCCUUGACGCUCAUGGAGCGCCUCGAGGGCAAGCUUGAGGAACACGAAGGACAACUCAUGAACGCGUGCGUUGCCCUGGCGAAAGACUGGAGGACCGACAAAUAUCUCCGCCGACUAGAGGCGGUCGUUCUAGUGGCGGACAGCAAGUUCUCCCUGAAAGUGACGGGAUUGGGCGACGUCCUUGCACCAAAUGGAGGGGUGAUCGCCGUGGGGUCAGGACAGCCUUACGCCCUAGCGGCCGCGCGAGCUCUCUCUGGGCAAGAUGACCUCAGCGCGGAGGAGGUAGCCCGCAAGUCGAUGGAGAUUGCAUCGGAGCUUUGCGUGUACACUAACAACCACUUCACCAUGCACUCGCUCGACGCGGAAGAGGAGGAGAGCGAAACAUGAGUAGUAGGGUGCGUGACAAGGGAGAGAAGUCCAGGCGACGAUGUUCUCGUUUCCAUGUAGGCCCUUGGCGAGAAGGCCACACGCGGCAGCAGCCUUUUUGGUCGAAUGGGUUCAUUUGGUGGCAUUCUUCCUUGUAGACAAGGAUACUACACCGAUUUGAAAAGGCUGCAUUGGGCCUCGCGUUUGGUAAUCAACGAUUUGGGGGGGGUGGCAAUGGAAGAUUGAAGUUCAUGUUGUUGCCAACUUUCCCGAGCAUGACCGUGGUUCGACCUUUGGGCGGCGGAGGAUGCACAGUGAAUGUUGAGUGGGUGCGGUGCCUCAUUCCACUUGCUGCGGGCCGUGUUCACGUCCCCACGCAGUGGCCGUUUUGUCGCUGGUGUUGGUGGCGACGGCACCGAAGGGUUAUACCUCAAACGGUAACAACUCUGUCACCCUGCGAAGCGUUGUUUCAGACUUUGGGGCGGGGGAUGCUGGGUGACGUGUAGCGUGCAAUGGUAGUUGCUCUAUUCAGCUGUGGAAGUUCACUUUCAUUAUAUGAAUAGAGGACGGGAUGAGAGGGCACACACUGCUGGUCGGUUUGGGGGCCACCGCGAGUUUCUCAAAGUUUUGGUGUAAGUCAGAAGGGAGGUGUCCACACGACAUCGUCGCUUAUGACCGAGGAAUUGGGAGUCGAACCCCACGUGUCAGGAUGCUACAGCAGUGGCACACAAUUGCUAAUUAGAUUCCGACUGUUUGCAGGACACCGGGUGGAUGCGUCUUGUGCGCACAGGACUGCCUUGGUUUAUCGCCUCAUCGCGUCAG